AUUGUCUUCAGUGCUCCUCCAACGGUGAAUUUUGGGCCUGGGGUACCCUUGAUUCAGAGAGAGCAGUUCUGUUGGUAGGCGCCAAGCUCCAAAGGUUUUAAUUUUGGAGGGAGCCCUACCUAGGAUCCAGUCUUGAAGUUGCCCAAUGCACUGUUGAAGUAGUCUCCAUGGCUCUUUGCUGCUGCCAUUAUGUAUUCGUUGGUUCCUUUCCUUCCAAAUUUGGUGUACUAUGAUUCCAGGUUUAUAAUCAUUCUUGGAAAUGGUUCCUCCAUCUGAGUGGUACCCUCUGUUCUCAGGAAUCCUGAUCAUCAGAGGGGGGCAGGGUGCUGAUGGGGUUUGUGAACUGGGGGAUGACAUGUGGGUCAGGGGGUUUGAGGAAGAUGGGUCAUCCGGAAUAAGUAUGGGUGGCUGGUUUUGGGCCGAGUUUUCUUUUGGUGGUAAAUUUUUAAGGGUCAUUGGGAGAAGGUUUUUUGCUGUGGAGUUGUUUGGUUGAAGUGGGCAGUGGGCCCCCAUUACCUAGGUCAUUUUCAGAAAGGUUGUUUGUUUGGUAGCUGUUUGGGGAUGAAAUCUUAGCCAUUGGAGAAGGAGAGAGCUUGCAGGCAGGUGAGUGCCUAUUGAUGCCUCUACAAACUUUGCAGAAUUCUGGGAGAUUUUCAAAUUCAGCUUGUAACAACAGAGGGGUAUCUCCAUUCUUGACAUAGAAAGAAUUCUGUGGAGGCUUUGAUAGGUCCAUU
Messenger RNA from Cuscuta campestris, 734 nucleotides. The record is from the annotation of a GenBank genome assembly. NCBI's taxonomy places the organism in Eukaryota, Viridiplantae, Streptophyta, Magnoliopsida, Solanales, Convolvulaceae.